Molecule: messenger RNA, 873 nt
Organism: Monosiga brevicollis MX1
Lineage: Eukaryota; Choanoflagellata; Craspedida; Salpingoecidae
Exons: 3
Coding region: 1-873 (290 amino acids)
Biological process (GO): protein homooligomerization
Source: RefSeq, a predicted model, not a curated record
AUGCUCAUGGCGACCUUGCGGCUCAACCCAGGGCACGCUCUUCAUUAUCGAAUGCCUGGGUUAGGCCAAUUCGGCGUCACGCACGCCGAAAGCAGAGAGAACGAGCCGCCACACGUCUUCAUUGAUCGGGACGGUGCCCAGUUUCCGGCCAUUCUGCAAUUUUUGCGUGCUGGCUCUGUGCCACUGAAUGCCCAGACGGCUUCGAUGGUGCCGCUCUUCCUGGAGGCCGACUAUUUUGGCCUCGAGAACAUGAAAGCAGUCCUCAGUGCUUUCUACCCUGGUCUAGCUCGCUGGGCCACCCAGGGUCGAGAUCAGCAUCUAGAUGGACUGGAUCUCACCCUAUUGACUCUAGCUGGACUGACACUGACCAACGUGGUGUCGCUGCGCAAUUGUCUUCUUGACGGCGUGGACAUGCAGGACGCAACACUGCUCUCAACUGAUCUGAGCAGCAGCCACAUGCUCAAGACGCGCCUGUCCGGUAUCACCCUGCGCUCGGCUAUUCUGAGCGAUGCCAUCAUUCAAGACGUGUCCUUUGAGGGUGGCCUUCUGGACCGAAUCAGCUUUGAUCGCGCCACGCUUGAGAACUGCGAGUUUCUCGGUAUGCGUGGCAUGACUCGAGUGACCAUGAGCAAGGCGCGCCUUAAACGCUGUCGCUUUGACUGCGUCAGUGCAGUAGGACUACAAUAUGUCACUGCCGAGGACUGCGAUCUACGCUCGCUCGCGCUACGUGCACCACUAGUGUUGGGGGCCUACUUCGUACGCUGUCAACUGCCAUCUUGCCUGACCGAUUGUACUGACCGAUUUACGGCUGAUGAUUGUACGUUCGGGCCACCAGACGCUGAGGUUGCCGCCGAAGCCGCCGAGGUUGCUUGA